Varanus komodoensis (Komodo dragon) is the source of this 4415-nucleotide messenger RNA. RefSeq names its product oxidation resistance 1 (gene OXR1). Lineage: Eukaryota; Metazoa; Chordata; Lepidosauria; Squamata; Varanidae. The record is from RefSeq and is a predicted model, not a curated record. Bases 140 to 2656 code for a protein of 838 amino acids. Gene Ontology annotation, biological process: response to oxidative stress. Gene Ontology annotation, cellular component: nucleus. The transcript is spliced from 15 exons.
CACCGCCGCGUGAGACGGAGACGCCCCUUUCUCCGCCGCUGGCAGCCCCCUGAAGAGCGCCGUGGCGUUCCCGCGGCCGGCUGGCGGAGCGCCGUAGAGUCGCCCCUCGGGGAAGUCGCCGCCGCCGCCGCCGCCCCGCAUGGAGUACCUCACCACCUUCACGGGCAAGAGCGGGCGCCUGCUGAGGGGCACCGCCAACCGCUUGUGGGGCGCCGUGCCCGGAGCCGGGAGCCUUCGCCAGGUCCGCUUCGAGGACUCCAUACAUGAGGGGGAGCCCCCGCUAGAUACUGGUCAGAAGAAAAACCUAGACAAGAAAGAUGGGAGACGAAUGUCUUUUCAGAAGCCUAAAGGAACUAUAGAAUACACAGUUGAAUCACGAGAUUCUCUGAAUACUGUUGCCUUGAAGUUUGAUACAACUCCUAAUGAACUGGUUCAGUUAAACAAGCUGUUUUCCAGAGCAGUUGUUCCUGGACAGAUUUUAUAUGUUCCUGAUCCAGAAUAUGUUUCCAGUGUGGAGAGUUCUCCUUCACUUAGUCCCAUAAGUCCUUUAUCACCCACUUCUUCAGAAGCAGAGGCUGAGAAGACAACAGUAAGUGAUUCAGAUGGGGUGCAUUGUAAAGAAGCAACAGCCACAUCAAACAUAUUUGUUCGGCCCACAAGAGUGGUGUCAUCUACAUCAGAGGAGGAAGAAGCUUUUACAGAAAAAUUUCUCAAAAUUAAUUGCAAAUACAUAACUAACAGCAAGGGGACAGUCAACGGUGUGCUGCUGGUGACACCAAAUAAUAUAAUGUUUGAUCCACAUAAAACUGAUCCAUUGGUUCAAGAGAACGGCUGUGAAGACUAUGGCAUCAUGUGUCCAAUGGAAGAAGUGAUGUCAGCGGCUAUGUAUAAAGAUAUUGCAGAUGGCAAAAUAAAGAAUUCAUUAUCCAUUAAUGUAGAUCAGUUAUCCGUAAAAGAUCUUUGCCACUUCAAGAAAAUCACAAGAAGCAAUACUGAUGAAAUAGAUGUAAGGAUGCGAGAUACAGGGAAUGACAGUGGCAGCACUGCUCCAAGAAGCACAGAAGAAUCUCUUUCAGAAGAUGUGUUUACCGAAUCAGAACUUUCUCCAAUACGGGAGGAGCUUGUUUCAUCUGAUGAGCUUCGGCAAGAUAAAUCUUCUGGAGCUUCAUUGGAAUCUGUCCAGACAGUAAACCAGUUUGUCACAGUUAAUUCAGACUCGGCUAAUGUUCUUGCUGAUGCAAACUCCAGUGUAGAACAGCCUUUGAAUGAUGACAGAAGGUCUGUUAGUGAUACUGUUGGUUCAGAAGGAGCAGAGACAGCACUAAAAGAAGUUCAAGACACUGUAGGAGAAGCUACUGCUGAUGCUCAAACACAACAUGGCACAAAUCGAAAUGUUAGCACAGAUCAGGAACCUGUGACAAAAAAUAUGCCAGAAGGCCAGGAGUGUUUGCAUUCUGAAGAAAAUGAUUCUAAAAGUGAGAUUACAAAUAAGGGAAAACUUGUGAAACAGUCAACUCAAGAUUCUGAGACAGAUAUUGAGACGCUGCGAAAAAUGUGGAAGAGCCAUACUAUGCAACAAACCAAACAACAAAGGGAUAAUAUGCAUCAAGAUACACAUAUUGAAAUGAAGCACAAAGUAGCAAGAGCAGAUGGAACAAUAGAAGGUUCUCUGAUGAAAGAGAAGAGAAGACAUCGAUUACACAAGUUUUUGUGUCUGAGAGUUGGCAAGCCAAUGCGAAAAACAUUUGUAUCACAAGCAAGUGCAUCAAUGCAGCAGUAUGCACAAAGAGACAAGAAGCAUGAGUAUUGGUUCGCUGUGCCACCAGACAGGACUGAACAUCUGUAUGCAUUUUUUGUUCAGUGGAGUCCAGAAAUAUAUGCGGAAGAUACUGGAGAAAUGAGCAGAGAGCCUGGCUUUAUCGUAGUUAAAAAAAUUGAAUUGGAAACUGGUGAGGAUUUGGCUACUGAAUCAACUGCUAAGGAAUGGGAGGUAGUGUCAGUGGCUGAGUAUCACCGCAGGAUCGAUGCUCUAAAUAGUGAAGAACUACGCACACUCUGCAGACGUCUCAAGAUUACCACAAGGGAAGAUACACAUUCAAAGCAGGCAACAACUAUCAAGACCGAGCUGGAGCCUGAAGCAUUUCGGCCAAAUCUUAGUGAACCCAGUGAAUUGCUGCAAGUAGAGCAAAUAGAAAAGUUAACAAAACACCUUCCACCUCGGACUAUUGGGUAUCCAUGGACCCUUGUCUACAGUACUGCAAAGCAUGGCAUGAGCUUAAAGACUUUGUACAGAACCAUGAUGGGGUUGGACACUCCAGUGCUAAUGGUUAUCAAGGACAGCGAUGGGCAGAUCUUUGGUGCAUUAGCAUCAGAGCCCUUUAAAGUGAGUGAUGGCUUUUAUGGCACUGGAGAAACCUUUCUUUUUACUUUCUGUCCAGAUUUUGAGAUCUUUAAGUGGACUGGAGACAAUAUGUUUUUUCUUAAAGGAGACAUGGAUGCCCUAGCUUUUGGUGGUGGAGGGGGUGAAUUUGCACUGUGGCUGGAUGGUGAUCUCUACCAUGGAAGAAGUCAUUCUUGUAAAACAUUUGGAAAUCACACUCUUUCUAAGAAAGAAGACUUCAUUAUACAAGACAUUGAAAUUUGGGGCUUUGAAUAAAUAUUAACUGCUACUACAAAAGGUUGUCCCAAACCUGACACUGAUCAGUUCAGCUCAGAAAGCCCUUGAAGCAAUAUAAUGCAGCAUACUUUCAAAUGCCUUUUCAAAAUUCUCUACAUGGCCAUCUAAAUACCUUUUACAUAAAACUGCGGUAUUGGAAUGGGAGGUGCCUGUUUAUGUUCUUGUUCAUAUUUUGAAAGUUGUAGCAUUCUCAUCAUAUUCAAAAAUUUGCAUUGUGGAGUUCUCAGUUGCCAUGUGGCUCACACUCCUCUUGUUCCCCCUUAAACCCACUCCAACAAUUUCUCACACUUCCUUUUUGGUUACUUCAUUUGGACAACAUUUAAAUCACACAGAUCCUGAUGGAGCAUUUGCCUAAAUAGAGGACAAAUGGAGAUUUGAGAAUGUGUUAGCAAUGAUUAGUUUGUGCUGUUCCUACCAGUCAUAUAGUGCCACUUACUAGAAAAAAGUAUUCAUCCCCAGUCAGUGGUGCUGUUUCUUUGUUCACAUGUAGAGAAUUCAUCUGUUGUGUUUUACAGUCCAACCUUGGCUGCCCUAUUGAUUGUAUUGAAAUAUUUUGCACAUGCUGUUAAAUGAUCUUCAGGCUUGGGACAAAUGUUGGGCAAGGACUGAGCUACGUGGUCAAGAUAUAUAGCAAUGGGAAACUGGACAAAGCACGCCUAAUACAGUGGGUAAUAUAUAGCUAUAGCAGGGCAUUAUAUGUACUGAGACUAUGAAACAGAUGCAUUUUUUCCAAACAGCGUAAGAAGUGUCUGAUAUAUAUACUGUUUUAUAGUUCUUCUGUUGUAGCCUUGUAGCACAUCAUCUCCAAGAAUUGCUCCUGCCCACAAGAGAAAAAAUAUAGGUGUGGUGUUUUCUCUUCUUUUGAGUGGAUCUAUGUUGUAAACUGCAGUUAGCACCAGCUCUGAUGCAAUGGGGUAAUGUACUGUAGAUAGACAUCGUAACUCAGUAGAUGUGUAAUAUGCAAACUUACUGUUAUGUGACCUCAAAACAAAAGCAACAAAAAGUCCAGCUAAAAUAUAGUAAAUCAGUAGCUCUUGUCCACUUUUUUUAGGAAAACUGAAAAGCCAUUGUGGCAAUAAUCAUUCAAAAGUUUGUUUCAAAGCUUCUAUUCUAUGUUUAUGCAAAACAAAAACAGAAUUAAAAAUGCUGUUAAGUGUGACAGUGAAUGACUUUGUGCUGGAAUCUCAGCUAUUCCAGUUGAAUAUUGUAUAUAUUAACUUGUAAAUUAAUGUUUAAAAGUAGUUUUUGUUAUUUUAGAGAGGAAAAAGUGUUGAUUGACGGGUUGCUUCUAGCACUUUAAAUUAUUCUAGAAAUGGAAUAAAAAGCCAAAGGGUUUGGCUUAAAUAAUUAGCUAUAGUUGUAUAGUAUGUUGCGAAUACCAAGUUGUUUCAGAAGUUUGACAUUUAUCAGAAGAAUGCUUACUGCUGUGGUAAGGGAAAAGGGGAGGCUCUAUCUCUAUAUAACAUGUUCAUGCUUCAUAUGGCUAAAUAUACAGGGCAUCAUUUUCUGUCUCAAUGUAUAGCUCUUUAUUCCUAUUAGAACAGUACAGUAUAUGUAGAUUCAGUGUUUACAAACAAAAGAAACUGUAAAUAAAUUAAAAUGGCUUUUUCCCCUUUGGUUUUCCACAGCAGUAUUAAUGUCUUUGUGCAUUUAAGACUAAUUAUAAACAAUCCUGUAAUGGAUUUUAAGUACUAUAAAGUAAUAGUGAUAUAUAGCAAAUAAAUCUAAAUACAUGUAA